AUGAUUAUGAAAUUAAGAACAAAUUUCGUAAUUGCUUGUGGAGUCAAGCGAUUUCAUCAAAGGGCACGAAACAAAUCUCCUUCGGUUACAUCGGAAAAAGAAAAGAAGAAACCAAAGGAUAAAAAGAAAAAAGGUGAUUCGGGAUCCAGCAGUAGUGAUAGUAGUGGAAGAUUCAUACAUUACACCUGA
Danaus chrysippus (African queen) is the source of this 189-nucleotide messenger RNA. NCBI's taxonomy places the organism in Eukaryota, Metazoa, Arthropoda, Insecta, Lepidoptera, Nymphalidae. The record is from the annotation of a GenBank genome assembly.